UGAAUCAGACUGAGUCUGAAUCCAUGUUCAGAGAGGAGAUGACUAUGUGGCUGUCUACUCGUGUGAAAAUAUAAUAACAAAGUGUACGAUUUACAAAUUCACGACGAUUGUUUAUAAAAAAUAUUUACAGUUUUUAAUAAACAUUUUAAUGCAGGCCUAAUCUUAUUCCUAACAUUCUUCUAAUCAGAUAUCAACAUGUAGUUAUAUUAAAUAAAAUAAAAAUAAAAAUGAAUAAUGAAUACAUUCGUAUGAAAAAGAUGAAUUAAUGAACGCACAAAUAGUACUAAGAGUUUAAAAACAUGCAGAAGCAUCAUGCUAACGUUAGGCGGCGCUCUAUUAAAGCGCAAAGUCCUGCUUAUCUCCAAGACAACCAACAAUGUUCAAGGAAUGUUUUAGCUUGUUUAUUUGAGCGAUACGGUUAGAGAGUAUGGCAUAGAGUGAAUUAUUAAUAUUAUUAUUUGUUGUAUUUUUAAGAGAACGUUCAUUUCUGUAUUUAUAGGACAUAAACAAAUUCACAACUUUAUUUUUGUCUAUUUCACAUACUCCUUUUACCCUGAAAUGAACGAAUCCUACUACGGAGAAGGCUAAGCUAAUGAAUAUUAAUUAGUCAUUGCAACCGUUGCUUAGCAACCUUCCUGCAGCGUCCAGUCACGAGCUUCGUUAGUAUUCAUGAGCCAGUCCCUCGCCAUAGUAGGAUUCUGUGUCCAUUCAUUGAUGGCAACAAUGUAUCCGCUGCUCCGUGAGGAUCAGGAUGUGAGUCGUGACUGACGUUCAGUUCACUCAGCUUAAGUUCUGGAGACUCUCUGAAAUUAAGCAGGGGAGAAAGAAAGAGGACUCUUCAGACUUACUAUGAGACUGCUCGGGUCGCUGGUUAGAAGAGGUGUAUUUCUCAGAGAUGUCCACCACUGUGUCCCCAACUGUCCCCUCCAUGAGCUUCUCAGCGGACCAGAGGACUAUCGUCGUGGGUGCAUUCUGUUGUCUGGUGUUUUUCUUCAUGAUCGUGGUGCUGCUGUUGAUCCUGUACCGGAAGGUUCCUCUCUGCUGCAAAAUGAGGGUUUAUCAGGAAUCUCAUACUGACAUGGAAGCUCCUCCUCAGUACUACAACAGCAGACAGACUCUAGUUGCUUCAUCUGAUGUUGAGCAAACACACGACACGGGUCAUGAUAACGUCAAUGCACAGUCAGGCUCUUUGUUCCUCAUCGGUGUGCCCAGCAGCUACUACCUGUCCUCACUGGAGCCUCCUCUUCCUCGUCUGCCCUCGUACGAGAGUGUGCGCAAGAAAGACAGACAACGGCAGAUCCACAUGAUGAUAGCCGACCGCUUCGGCAUUGGCGGAUCUAUUGUGACGGAGCCUCCUCCCACAUAUGAGGAAAGCAUUCGUCAGUCCGUCCAGUCCAUUGACGUCCCCUUUGACAUCCUGGCACCCGAGGAGCGUCCGGUUACGGUCUCUGAGCCUGACACAGAUUUACCUGCUUAUGAAGCUCUACCUCACAUCACAGACUCACAAGAUCCCAAUGACACUGUCCAUUAAAGCACACUCACGCAAAGGGAAGAAUGCAGUCCAUCAUCCUCGCCGGGAAAUGAACAGCUGUUGAGCCAUCGAGGCCCUGACAGCUGAUCGCUCACCCGGCACUGUAACAGACGUGUGCGUGAAUCCGCUGUGCUUGCAAAAGACACCAAAAUACCAUAUGACUUGACCUAUGCAAUAACUUGCACUAGCACGCUACAGGAGGAGAAAGAUAAUGCAUCACUACUGGGAAAAAAGGGAGAGGAGAACAAGAAUAUGCAAGAAUUUAAGUUCUGGCUCUGUUAAAAACGGCAUCAAAUUCCUUCUAUAUAGAAUUAUAUUGACGGUAGAUAUUUCCAUGACUUUUCCAAACCCACAAAUUCCAUGAUAUAUAUAUAUGAAAAUGUUAUUUCAUUUUUAUUAUAAAAACAAAAGCUUCUUUUGGAAUAACAUCCUUUAAUGAAUUGUUCACAAUAACACUAUAGGGACAUUUAUAUAGAAAGUAAAUAAAGUCUAUUUUCAUAUUUUCACAUUGUUUAAUUUUUCUCAGAGAUGGCCGGUUCAUCUCAAACCAAAGUAGCAAUUGUUGUACUGUACUGAACGUUUAUGAAUGCUUAAAAAGGGACAUCUGAAGCCAUGUUUUGGACAUUACAGGGAAGAUUUCUUGUUUUUGCUAUUCUUUUAUUACUGUUUCAUCAUCAUAUGUGCUUUUGUAUGAGAGUUAUAUUCUUUUUGAAAAAUUAGCUUAUUUAGGUAGAACAGAUUGUAUCAUUAUUUUAGGCAGAGAGAAUGGAAAUUAGUUUUAAUUCAGUUUUUAACCACACUGGUGUCAUUUUUUUUCCUUUGUAAAUAUAUGUUCCCAACUAAAUGACACUUUGCUGAAAUUCUGUUUGUAGAAUCUCUCUUCUUGAUUUACCAUUUAUAAAUAUGUUCUUUGUUUCACUGUGAAUAAAGAUGGCAAAUACAGAGAAA
Messenger RNA from Megalobrama amblycephala (Wuchang bream), 2479 nucleotides. RefSeq lists its product as uncharacterized. The record is from RefSeq and is a predicted model, not a curated record. NCBI's taxonomy places the organism in Eukaryota, Metazoa, Chordata, Actinopteri, Cypriniformes, Xenocyprididae. The coding region runs from base 896 to 1531 and encodes 211 amino acids. The transcript has 5 exons.